AUGGCCAACAAACCGGCCCAGUCCGACGGCCUCAGUUUCCUCAGCAUGCCUGCUGAAGAAAGAUACCUGAUCAUCCACAUUUUGUACCGCCUAUGGGUCAAGAACGCAAUAUACUCAGAUGGCCCGCCCUCGAGGGCACGCACUGGUGAGAGCAAAUGGCAUCAUGAAGCCAUUAGCUCUGACAAUGAAGAAGCCGCCGCCAUCCCGCCAUGUGAGGUCCCGUUUAUCUACACCUUGCUCCGUCAGUUCAAGCGCGGCAUCUUGAAAGCCAUUGCGGCCACUCGCCCCGAUCUCCCGCUUUCCCAAGUCCUGGAAACUGCAGAAUCUGGCGGCAAUCUUCAAUGGCGCGCAUACUCCGACGAGGAAUACAGGCGAUUUGCGCGUUUGGUCUCCGACUCGGUCCCCCCGGAGAAGUGGUGGUUGAGGUUGUUCAUGGCUCACCCCACGAUCCACUUUGGUGAUCCAGACGAUUGGACCUGGAAAGCUCAAGCUGGGUCUCUUGCGACGUUCACAGAAUUGAUACCAAACGGGGAACCUCUCCCACCUCGUGACAAGUGCUUUGUCCUGGGUGAAGGUUCUAAUGCGCCAAGCUCAACGCCCGAUGAAGAGGAUUAUCAUGAUGAAGAUGGACCAUCAUUCCACUCAAGCUCAGCGCAACCCUCUGAAGAUGAUGAGGCUUGCCCGUCAAGCCACUCAAGCCCCGCAAGACAUUCGGAAAAUUACGACUCAGAUGAGUCAGCCAUCAAUACCCCAACCAACAAAGCCGCUGAUGCUCCCAUCCAGGCCACUACCAAGAAGGCUGUCGAACCUCCCAUCCAAGCGCCAACAGAUCUUAUCAAGACAGGUUUGAUCUUUGAGGCAAUCUCAGUGAAUGAACUCGCCUCCCGACCCGGUGAUUCCACUAGCAAUACAACUGAGGACGACAGAUCCCCCCCACCAACCGCUCAAGGUAUUGCAAGGCAACUCGUCUUGCCCAAUGUGGUGACGUUGGAUGGACCACCAAGUUCGUGGGAUUCAAACUCAGCUCACCAGACUCCCUUGAUCGCUCCCCCAAUUGUGUUAUUGGAUGGUCCGCCGAGCUCACGGGAAUCCCCCGUGCCCGCAGAACAUCCUGUUUUCCCUGAUGUUGUGUUGUUGGAUGGUCCCCCAAGUUCCUGGGAUUCAAACAGCACCCUCAGAAAGCGGGCCCAAACACCCAACUAUCCUCCUCCACCAACACCAAGACCCCGCCUCUCAAAAUAG
This is a messenger RNA of Puccinia triticina, 1242 nucleotides long. RefSeq lists its product as uncharacterized. NCBI's taxonomy places the organism in Eukaryota, Fungi, Basidiomycota, Pucciniomycetes, Pucciniales, Pucciniaceae. The transcript is spliced from 3 exons. The coding region runs from base 1 to 1242 and encodes 413 amino acids. The record is from RefSeq and is a predicted model, not a curated record.